UUUCAUUUUACCAUAACAAUUCGCCAUCAUGUCAAACGACGCCGUUUGGACCCUCGUUCUUCUCGCUGUCUCGCAAUGCCUUCUCCCCGCCGCGGCACACUCGGCGAUUCUUCUCCCGAGUCAACUCAACCGUGACUCGCCGCCCAGUUGCCCUGCGCCAAACCCCGACCUCUACUACCGUCCGGUCAUCGGAAUCGUCAGCCACCCUGGCGAUGGGGCCUCCGGUCGCCUCAGCAAUGCCACCGGCGCUUCCUACAUCGCCGCGUCCUACGUCAAAUUCGUGGAGGCUGCCGGCGCCCGAGUUGUUCCCCUCAUUUAUAACGAGCCACCGGAUAAGCUUCUCAAGAAGCUCGAAUUGGUAAAUGGGGUUCUCUUCACUGGUGGAUGGGCUAAAAGUGGUUUAUAUUUUGAAACUGUUGGGAAAAUAUUCAAGAAAAUAUUAGAGAAAAAUGAUGCUGGAGAUCAUUUCCCAUUAUAUGCCGUCUGCUUAGGUUUUGAACUUAUAACAAUGAUUGUAAGCCAGGACAAUAAUAUUCUCGAAGAGUUUACUGCAUCAAAUCAGGCAAGUACUCUUCAAUUUGUGGAGAAUGCAAGUAUCGAAGGAACUGUUUUUCAAAGAUUUCCUCCAGACUUGUUAAAGAAGUUGGGUACAGAUUGUCUGGUCAUGCAAAAUCAUCGUUAUGGCAUAUCCCCUGGAAAGCUUCUGGAUAAUCAGAAGUUAUCUAGUUUUUUCGAAAUCCUGACAACUUGUGAGGAUGAAGAUGACAAGGUUUAUGUUUCAACUGUACGCUCACGAAACUAUCCUGUGACUGGCUUCCAAUGGCAUCCAGAGAAAAAUGCCUUUGAAUGGGGUUCACCAAGAAUUCCACACACGGAGGAUGCCAUUCAGAUAACUCAGUAUGUUGCAAAUUUUUUGGUCAGUGAAGCUAGGAGAUCCUUAAACAGACCAGCUGCUCAAGAACUGCUAGAAAAUCUCAUUUAUAAUUACAGUCCCACUUAUUGUGGGAAGGCUGGGAAAGGAUUUGAUGAAGUUUAUAUAUUUGCAUAAGUUCAAAUGCUGGAGAAAUCAACCGAUAAUAAUAUUGUGCAUAAAUUGUAUACACGAGUAAAUAAAAUUAUUGUUAUGCACAAUAAUGAGAGUAAGAUGCUUAACGUUGUACCAAAACUUUGCUCCUUUGUGUGUUGUAUCGCGAUAUUUCCCGGUCUCUGGCCUUUGCCUCUGCUAGAAUUCCAAUAUAAUAAGCUGUACAUCUACAGAAUUAUUGCAUGGCUAAAGAUGGCACGUAGAGAAAAUAGGUAAACUGAUUAAUACAAUAAUGUAUUUCUUAGGAGUAUUUUAUUUUUUUGUUGUUGAAGAUGACUAUUUUCUUUAAAUAAAAAUACACCAUUUUCUUUUCUCU
Messenger RNA from Abrus precatorius (Indian licorice), 1400 nucleotides. RefSeq names its product gamma-glutamyl hydrolase-like. Gene Ontology annotation, cellular component: vacuole. The transcript is spliced from 10 exons. The record is from RefSeq and is a predicted model, not a curated record. Bases 29 to 1048 code for a protein of 339 amino acids. Gene Ontology annotation, molecular function: gamma-glutamyl-peptidase activity. NCBI's taxonomy places the organism in Eukaryota, Viridiplantae, Streptophyta, Magnoliopsida, Fabales, Fabaceae. Gene Ontology annotation, biological process: tetrahydrofolylpolyglutamate metabolic process.